GAAGUUAAACUCGGAUCACCAUGACGAGCUGCUCGGCUCCCAGCGCUCGCACCGGGAUUUGAGGGCAGGGAGCUCUGCUGCCCCGCUCACAGAACCACGGCGCUGCGCUCAGCUCCAAUCCCUCCUGGAAAAGUUCGCCGGACAAGUGCGGUGCUCUGCACCCAGCAGGGGAGAGCCGUGCAGGAGGAUGGUGGAGGAGCACGGGGAAGGAGCCAUCUGAGCCAGCGGGAGCCCACGUCCUGGUGAGGAUGCCAAGCCGGGGGACCUGCGGAUCUGCGGGACGCGCUGGCAGCCAGCAGCGCAGCUCACAGCGACCUGCACCAUAGGACAGCCCAGCGCUCGGCAGCACAUCAGCACACACAGAGCCAGUGGUCCCACCUUUGAGCGACGUUCUCCUGAGCUGCACCUCACCUGCACGGAUGCUGCAGGAGAGAGAAAAACGCAAAACAGAAAGGGGCAGAAAGAAAGAUGUGUUCUGCUGCUUCAGCACAAAGGUGCGAAUCUGGAGUGACUGCAAAGGUUUGAGUGGCCAAUAGGUGCUGUGUGACUGCGUGCUCCAUCCGGCUGCACUGCUUCCCAUCCAGAGGCUGCACCAGGGCUCGCCCUUGGCCAGAAAGGGAAAACCACCGAAGGUAGGGAAGGUCCUUUCAGUACCACGUCAGGCACAGGUUAAGAGAACAUCAUAGGGCUGCACCACCUCCAGGUUUACUUGCUGGGGGCUGAUUGUGUAAGGCUGAUUGGCCUUGUGAGCCCUGGGCUGCCAGGAAGAAGCAUGGAGCUCAGGAGCAGCUUUCCCUCCCUGCCUCAUUGGGUGUUCCCCUUUCAAGUGGCACCCAAGCAGCCGCUCAGUCACCUGUUCUGUAGGUCGUCUUUAAAGCAGUGCUUUCCACCCUUUGAGCUCAACUGCAGAGACAUGCAAUUAAUUAAGCAAGUUAGUGGUAUAUAAUUUCAGCCUUUUAUUUGCACUGGGUGUUGGAGCAGGACACACGUACUGUCUGUAGCAGGAUUCCAGAGGCUCCACAGAAAAUGCUGUACUUUACAGACCAACCUGAUAGGGUUUGUGCAACAUCAGCCCAACCUGUGUCAGAGGAAACCAAACAGCCAUCACUUAAAGGAAUCUAACAGCCCAUGCUGCUACUGUGCUGUAUGGAGCUGGUACAUCAAACCUCUGUUCUGACAUGUUAGUUUGUUUUUUAAAUGACUUUUUAUGCUCAGAUGAAGAGCAAGCCUAGAAGUGAAUUUUAAGUGGGCUGCCUCCAAGUUGGACAGGCUAACAAAUCUUCAUUGUUAGCAGACAAAUGGACUCCUAUUGGCCAGAUUGCUGCAAUGCUGCAUAAGAAAUGCAUCAAAAGCUGCUCCUAGCAGUAGUAUCCAAACACCACAACACUGCUUCCCAAAUAUUUUCCUGGGUUGCAAUGUUUGUAAACUGAGCCCUCCCGUCUUGCAAAGCUGCCAGGAACAUUCUCAACAAUUUUAGUUCUUAAUAACAACAACAAAAAAUUAAUUUAAAAAAUCCCCACAUUAUUAAAAAAAACUAUGGAGAAAAGAUGACAAGGAAUCUAUCCUAAUAUAAGGGCUCUCCCAUUUCCACAUAGCAUGUGUGCUGUUUGUCUUCAUUCUUGGAGCACAGGAUUUUAUAGCUGUAAUUAUCUCAUUUUCUCACGGCACAAACAGUCCAAUUUUUAUUCACUGAGGUCAACAUUUUGGUAGUGUUCUCCCUCUGGUUUUGCUUCCCAUAAAGCUUGCUAUUAACAGCAAAUACAAUACAUUCAUCUGAUCCAAAUAGCUGCUGGGGGAGAGGUUCUUUAAUAAAUCAUAUUUUCAGAUCAGCAUAGAGCAGAAGUGUCAAUAUGAAAAUGAAUAACUAGAGGGAUGAUGCUUUAACUCACUUCUGAAGUUUGAAGCAUAUUAUGGGGGGGUUUUCUUAAUUAAUAUCAUCUAAAAGACACAGCUUCUCAACCAUAGCCUUAUCUUAAAAGAUUCCCGUGCAAGAAUUUUCCCCGUAAUCUGGAGGGCAUUGAUUGGUAAUGUUCAACCCAGCAGACCUUAGAAGCAAGGAGGCAGUGCUUCGUGGGCAGCUGGCUAUGAAAUCCUGCUAGCUGCAUGCAGCCCUGCAUGCAAACCUGCUGCUUUAGGACUAGGAUUUUUUUUUAAGUGUUCAAGGAUGAGGAGGUGCACCCCAGUAUUUAUCAAGGAAGACAGCCCUGGCCUGUACUUCUGCCCUGCUUAAGUGCCAUUUCCCCAUGCUGGGAAGCAAACCGUAGCACCUGCAGGUGCAAGACGUGUGGUCUUUGCAGAGCAAGCAGAGGGUGAAAGCUGUUCCCCUUCGCAACCACCUGAGGUCUGCAGAAGGAAGAACUUCUGAGAGCCCGGUGGCAGGGAAAGGUCAGGAGCAGGGUGUUAUACUCUGUGUGUUUGGAUUAGCACACAAUGGUUAAAUAAACUGACUUAAUAUCUAAUGACAUUUUCAAACAAUAGCUCAUAAGAUUAUCCAAAGUAUGCAGAAACAAAACCUGCAGACAAACACCAUUGUGGUUCCCAAGACAUCCACACAGCAGUGCGUUUCAGGGCCGUGCAGAUUAGAGGUCAGGUAUAAAUAAGCCCGAGUGAAAAAUCUCCUGAACAGAAAAGACAGAAACAGUCCUUCCUGCCUCACGUGUUAUUAUCACUCCCACUUGUAUGCAACCAUCAGUUUCUGUCCCAUGCUUUCAGCUUACAACCAUGCUUUUGGAAACAGAAUCCCCGUGUUUUAAAAAAAUAAAAAGCAUGGUACUGCAAUGAAUCACAAGCUCAGAACGCUCCCGGAAAGCCACUGGGAAUUAGCUGGGUUAGCAGGUCUGAGGGAUUGUCACUAAAACCACAUCAGCAUCCUGAGUCACGUCAGCUGGGGAAGGCGCUGCGAUGGGACAGAUGCUAUCACUGCUCUCCAACCUGCUCCGCACUGCUCCCAUGCCAAUGGAGCUGGCGUUAGGAAUACUACACUUAGGCACCUGUCUCAGCAGCUUCAGCUGCUUGUGAGGCACCCUACAGAAGUGCACCUUUGUGGUCCUUUUUGAAACCAAACUGCUGACGCUGCAAGCAGGGCUGCCAGCUUCAGCACAGCCCAUGGGGGAAGCUGCUUGAAAUGCCCAAAGCAGUCACUGCUGGUGAAGGAUUAACGUGCAACUGCCGGGCUGCAGCGCAGGAACAACAGUGCUCUCCUUCUUAAAGGGGCAAAAAGUUGUGCUCAUACAAAAGACAUCCCUAAAGCAACUCAUCUGGUAUUUGCUGACAAGUCUUGCUUGCUUCAGCUGAUUUGCAAAUACAAUUUAUUUUAGGUAAUUACCAAAGCAUUUUUGGGCAUGUUAAGCCAAAUCUGAACUUGCUGAAUUCUCAUACUAAGAUAAAACACAGAUUAACACAAGUCCUGAGUGGAUUCCCUUCACAUUACUUCUUAGUUCAGCACUUAAACUGAAAAACAGGAAAAAGUAUCAGUCGGUGACUGCAAGCAUCUGUGCAAUGGAACGAGGAGAUCCCUGCCCACAUCACAACCUCUGUACUGCACACCAGCUGAUGGGCCGUUUGCAAUCCUCUGAAGGCACCGUGAUUCCAGCUUGGAUCAAAAGCAUGCUGAGGUUCUGACAACCCUAUUCCUUAUAGACAACUUCCACACGGCUAGCAAAGGUCCAGGCACACACCAGCUAAUUCACUGAUGCCACGAUGCUUCAACAAAACCAGUUCAGCUCAUAAAAGCAAUACCCCAGCAACCACAGUCCUCAAUAACUACUUUCACGUUAGCCCUGUGAAUUGCUUAGUCCAUCCUGAGCAGUAGCUCUACGUAAAGCUGAAUUACUGUACCAAGCACUCCUAAAAGAUCAACCUUGGCGAGCAAAACUGAACAGAACUCAUUUGCCUUUGUCUCACUUGGCUUCCAUAAAUAGAAAAUCAGAGCAGAACUGCCCGUCAGUUUGUAGCAGCUGUCAGAGAUGACAGCACCUCAAACAACCGCGACUCCAUCUUUGCAGUACCACAGAGCAGGGUGCAGACAUAAACAUACACAUCCAUCAUUCAUUUUAGGCAUCAGCUCCUUUUGGGUUAAUAAGUCAAAGCAUCCACUAUGCUUCUCUGCUGUGGACGGGGAGGAAAAUAUAAAUUAAUUCUUCAUUACAGUUUUACAAAGCAAAUUAUUCAGCAGCAAUUUGUAUUCAAGCGAAGUACACAGAAUCAUGAUAUUACACUCCUUUUAUUCAGAUGAAAGGAAUUUACAUUUACCUCCGAUCUCAUUAGAGUAAGAAUGAUGAAGCAGUAGCAUCUUCCCCCCCCCCCCUUUUUUUUUUUUUAAUUGAAGUAUUCUUUCUGAAUGCUUAAAGUAACUCAGAGGGUUAUAUUGAAGCAUUUUUUCAAACACAUGCUGGCUCUGUUUCAGGUCUAACGCAGCUUUCUGUUUAAGCUCCCAGGCCAGGUGGGUGCUGCAGGCUUCUGCUGCACAGCAGUGCUUUGCAGAGCAGGGCAGGGUUUGGCUCCUGACAAAUACAGCUGUGAGAGCAGCUCUAAGGGAAGUUCAGCUCCCUGCGCCCAGGGUUUGCUAUGCUGUUAGCACACACAGCCUUGCAGAAUAGCUACUUCCCUGGUAAAAAGUUCUUUCUGGUACAAAAGCAGCUCCUCCAAUGGAUGCAGACACUAUUUGUUGCUGGUUAUGCAACGCCAGCAAGGGCUGGGCUAUUCCUGAACCACAGUCACAUCCUUCCAGUUUGUACUUGAGAAACAACAACAAAACCCUUCCGUGGUUACACGGUGGCACGCAGAACAGACCUGCUGGCAGCACUGGGCCCGGCGACCAACACCCCUGCACCCCUCCGACUGAACCGCGCCGCGAUAUCGCUGUGGACGCCGUGGUUUUGCAACUGCCCUCUCGGCCAAUAGCAGCGUGCAGCUGAAGCUUAAAGGAUUAUGUGUAUGUAUGUGCAGGGGAAGUCACAUGUAAAUACAGACUCGGUGCCAUGAGCAGGGCUGGUGCAGCCGUCAGCGGGCUGCUGCUCAGCCUCCCUGUUGUUUACUCUUGCUGGAGAAAUGAGAGGUCGGAGUUUCUGCUGAGCUUACCUUGGGAGGGGCUCUGACUUGAUGGACAAAAUGUUUCUGCCAGCCAGCACGGGACAGCAGGGCACUGCCUACCAGGGUCUGAACAGCACAGAAAGCUUUAUCAGAACAUCAGGAUAUGUUCCACAACAGCUAAAACAGUGCUCACGUAUAUGAGGAUGGACUGAUCAGCUCCAGUGACCUCCUUAAGCAGUGGCUUCGUGUUGGCAUGCACUCUGUAUCUGUGGGCCAUGCAACAACAACCAUUUAUCAAUCAUUACUACGAAACUGGCUCUGUGACAAACUAAUUACUCCUCAGGCUUCCACCCAUUAGCACAGAAGGAAGCAGACACUCAAGAAAAGCUGGUAACCAGCAGAGAAGACACAAGAGCUGAAAUCACUAUGUGGAGCUGUGAAACCUUAAACAGUACUGACAACCGCGAGGACCAGCAUCUCUGCCAGGACUUCCACUUUGUGCUAUCCAUCUUUUCCCUACUCUACCUCAUUAUAUGUUUCCCAAUCGGCCUUUGCUACAACGGCCUGCUGGUCCUGGUCAACCUGUACAACAAAGCCACCAUGACGAUGCCCGAUGUUUACUUUGUCAAUAUGGCCAUCGCCGGCCUCAUCAUCAACGCUCUGGCACCGAUGUACCUCCUAGGUCUUGCCAACACAAAAUGGGCCAUCUGGAAUUCUAACAAUGAAGUUUAUAUCACCUUGCUUAUUUUGUUCAACGUCUCAUCUUUAGUUACCAUGUACUCCACGACAUUACUCAGUCUGGACUACUACAUCGAGCGCGCUCUACCCAGAACUUACAUGUCCAGCGUGUACAACACCAAGCACGUCUGUGGGUUCAUAUGGGGUGGAGCCAUGCUCACAAGUUUCUCAUCCCUUCUAUUCUACGUCUGCAACCACGUAUCCACUAAAAUAAUCGAAUGCUCCAAGAUGCAGAACAAAGAGGCCGCGGAUGCCAUCAUGGUGUUCAUUGGGUACGUCGUUCCGGCUGUGGCGGUGCUGUAUGCACUUAUUCUGAUCUUGCGGAUACGCAAAGAGGCGACACCACUGGAUCAAGACACUGGACGAUUAGAUCCAUCGGUGCACAGGCUUUUGAUUGCCACAGUCUGUACACAGUUCACCUUAUGGACACCCUAUUACGUUACCCUUUUGGUAAGCACGUUUACUUAUGCACGAGGAAGACCUGCAGAUGAAAACUACAGUCGGAUAUUACAUUUUACCAAGAUUUUAUCCAAAUUCUUGGCUUUCUCGAGCAGCUUUGUAAUGCCUUUGCUUUAUAGAUACAUUAACAAAAACUUUCCCAACAAAUUGCGACGGUUGCUUAAAAAGAUCCACUGUGGGAAUCAGGGCUGUUCUCACGAACGCACAGUAGUACAGCAGGUCAUGACGUAGGCAUUAACACCUCUGUGCUCUGUUACUGCAGUACUCAGACUGUGAUACGGCUGCGUUGGCGCUCAAAGCCACCAACGUGAGAGCCCCAACCAGCAGGAGCCUUUGAUGAAUGAAAGAGUCUUAACUUUCCAAACGUUAAGUGUUUGCUGAGGUCUGUAAGACUCUGGCCCAUGUGCUGUAAUACCUGUGACAUCCAACGCUCUCAGUGCACUGAACUGCUUACACAGCGUAAGCUCUGUCUUCGUCGUUCUGAUAUUCCUGGCUGAACAAAUCACUAAGCAGUUCAUGGAAAUCCUGACCGAACACACACAGCACCUUGUAGGGAAAAAGGCAUUACCUUGUUUUCUGCACAAAGAAGUAACAGUGCUAUCCUUGAUGAAGUAAAUAGUAUUUUUUCAAUGAAGAUGAUACAGGUGAUCUUUGCUAAAGGUCGUAUCACCCAAUUAAACAUGUCCAAAUAGUAAAUGUUAAUUAUAAAUUAAAUUAUUUAAUUUCUUUCUCUAUCAUCGAAUUCCCUAACCUACCAUUUCCAGGACCUACAUUCUCACAGUCUAACCUAAGCUAUUAACACGUAUGGCAGAUCAGUUUUUUCCUCGCUAUAACAAUAAUGUGUUUUAUUCUUCCGGUGCUGUUUGCAUCCUAAGGCAUUUCAGGAAUUCAAAAAUAUUUAUUAACUAAUUCUAGGGGAAUUGAGAGAUUUUUGUUCCACUUUUAAAAUGAAGGACACGGUGGUUUACAAACUUAAAUCAGAACUUAACGAGUAAAGAAUGUCUGGCUAAGUGUUAUGGUCCACACAUGUUCAUGUAACAACAGUAAUUAUCUGAAAAAUAAAUGUUUAUGAUUAACAUGUUUUAUUUUCAAGGGAUACGUUCACUACAAAUAAAUUGAAAUCUCUUUAAUCUCGGGGAUCACUGGAAGUUCGGAAACCAGAAAAAUAUUCUCUCAAUGCAUACAAGAUUUUAGGAUGGGAGUAAUAUAAAGGAUGCUCCGAAAGUAAUGCCUCCUAUUUUAUUUUGUUGGUCCGCAAUGUGAGGUGGAUGCUGGGGGGAUGGCAGCUGAGGCUGAACCUUCCCCAGCAAUUACCUGUGACACGUUGUUGCCAUGUGGCAGAUGGCAGCAGAGGGGCACUCUGACGAAGUGGUAUCUGACAUUGGAAGUGUGUGCAAAACAAAGGUGUGAAAUUGAAUUCCUCCAUGUGGAAAGAUACAGCACUCACUGACAUUCAUCAAUGCUUGCUGAAUGUUUGUGGAGACCAAACAGUGGGUGUGAGCACAGCGAGGGGAGGGCGAUGCGUUCCUGCAGUGACAGACUGUGGCCGCUCACACAGGUGCAGAUUUUGACAAGCAUAACAUGCAGGCACUUGUUGUUUGCUGGCAAAAAUGCACAGCUCAUGGUGGUGGCCGUGAUGAAAAAUAGUUCCGUAGCAGAGAAUUUGCUCUACCAAGUAGUGUUAUUAUGCUCUUUGUAUCUAUAGUGCUUUCCAUGGAAAUAAAUAGGAGGCAUUACAUCUGGAGCAACCUACAUACGUAUGAAUUCCACUCAGCAUCACCUUCUUGCUGACCUGGGAAAAAAUGGAGUGUCUCCCAGUGUGAUUCACCGAUACACAGCGAGAGUACAGUUUCUGUAUUUCACAGUGGGGAUGGAAAAAACCAACAUAGUUCAGAGUGUUGGAAGAACAUGGGAAAUACAAAGUGCUGCUGGAAACAAAAUUACCCUGACCCAAACAACUACCUGCAGCUGUUGUUGCAUUAGUGAUAGCAGAGGGGACAGAAGUUACACUGAUAUUCUCCCAUUGGCUGAGGGACAGCAGGACUUCUGUCACUGGCCCUGCAACAACUCAUUUCUUUGCUCUAUCUGUCACAACACAAAUCAUUCAGCAAGACUUCAGCAAAAAAAAAAAAAAAGUGGGGUUUUGAGCCUCUGGUAUAGAAAAACCAUAGAGUAAAAACAGAAUUAGACCUUUCCUAUUGCAUAAUCUGAUCUCAUAGUUGGUGAUAAUUUAUCAGCAUAGGAAAAUGGUUAAGUUUUAAGUGGGAAGGAGAUGAGGAACAGACUUUUCUCAGACCUUCUCCCCUCUUUUCAGUAUCAUUUGAGUCAUUCUUCUCACAGCCAUCUUUGCUUAUCUGAUUCGUAUACAAUCACCCCUUACAUUACCAACAUCCUGCUCAUCCAUUACUCCUUACCUUUCAAUACCAUUUUUAUCUCAGUGAACUUGUUUAACCACUGAAACCCUACACAGCAAGUCAUCUAUUUGUGUGCUGGUUUCUCCCCAUGAAAGCUAGCCAGCACAAUCACACUGCUUGGCUUCACAGAGCCAGCCUGUUGAUUAAAACCACUUCAGGGAAGGAAGCCUUUCCUUAUCGCUCUGUCCAUUCACACGCUCAUUUGUGCCUCUCAGCAGACACAAUACCGGCUUCUUGGUUUCCGUAACCAUUUGUUGUUUCGCUUUUCUCUUAACUUGAGAUAUAUUCUAAGAAUUGCAAGCUACACUCAUUUUAAGCAUUCAAGCUCACGCCCACAGACAUUCAUAGCAAAUCUUUCCUUGGAACUGCUGAGCAAAUAGAGAGUCAUCUUCCCUCCGGGGGAACACUGGGCAUCCCAAAGCACCACAUCACAUCUCUCACGUAAAAGCUGCUAAAGAAAUUCUGACCCACGGGGCAGGAAAACAAACAGCAGAGGGGAACUGGCAAACGUGGUGUGAGCAGAGCCUGGUGGAGCUGGGACACGGGCAGGGCAGCAGGCAGAGCAGGCAGCACAAGGGUGGCUGUAACUGCUGUGCUGCUGCCCCUGCGUCCAUUUCCCCUCUUCCAAAGACAAACUACUUUCCGUUGCUAAGCAGGCUGUCACAUUUAUUUCUCUUCUUUCCUCUGCAGGUUAAAUCACCAGGCCACAGCUCUUGCAUCAUCUCUUUUUUUUAUUCCCCUCAUCUCUUUCAGUCCUCUACCCAAACGUGCUAUUCAAUUUCAUCCUGUUCCUGCUCCCUUUGUGCAUGGCCUUGUACAUGUGGUACUUCCCAAGACUACCUCCUUCAUGAUAACUCAACCUUCCUCCAACAAUUUGACAUUACAACUAAGUGUGAUGGCAAUCAUAUAGGCAAGGAGUGCUGAUAAUUUAACGAACAAGACUGAUAGAAACUCAAGUAUUUUUAAGAGUGAACUUGAUGUCUCAUUUGCCUCAAAGAAACUGUGCCAUGGAACGAACUGGCUGCUGUUCUAUUAAAUUCUGAACUUGAUUCCAGUACUCUCAUGUGGUAUCUCUUAAAAAGCAAUAUCCCACAAAGCAGGAACUUCACAAUAUUUAUAGAAGCAGUACAUGAGCAAGUGCACUAAAAUACUUAAAGCAAUGCACAGUAGUGUAGCUAUUGAGGAGCUUUUAUGGGCAAAUCUCUAAUAUGCAAAGUUCUCAAGGAUGAGGCCUCUGCAUUUCAAUACCUGAAGGUUUCUGAUGACUGUAAAUAGGGGCUUGCCUACUUUGCAUUUAAAUAAAUAUGAAUAAAGCCCUGUACAUAUGCAAGAUAAAGAUCAGCCUACUGAUGAAAAAAUAAUUGUCAAUUAAUUUAUUAAAUUAUUUCUUAAAGUAAGUGUAUUGUUUAAAUGCAAACCUCUGUAUGUUUCCAUAUGUAUAUAUUGAUAUUAGAAAGUAAGCACCAGUUAAGUGCCAUUAUUAACAGUGUUAUUUUCUUACAAAAUUCAACUUCAUGUUAGAGAUGAGCUGAGGCUUAUAGCCCUCCUCCUGAAGAGCCAAUUAAGUCAAAUCUGUGAACUAACAAAGAUGUUCGUCUCUGCUUCUGCUGAAGGUAUUAACACAGCCAGUUUAAGUCAGGUCUGUGUUGACGAACCCAGCAGGGGUCCUGGUUUCAGAAGCUUCCAUUUAGGAAUCAAAUUGAGAUGGUCUAUGAAGAUGUAAUGUUCAGCUAAGGAAAGAAAGCGACCAACCACUGGAGAAUUCCUGGUUCUGCUUACACUAAAGAGAUGUGGUCUUCCAUAUCAUGUCACAGAACUGUGUGAAAUGGACUUUGGCAAAGCUUCACAAAGAAACUACUGACUCCUAAGACUCUUAAUAAAAAGUGUUAAAGCCUA
Molecule: messenger RNA, 10538 nt
Organism: Gallus gallus (chicken)
Lineage: Eukaryota; Metazoa; Chordata; Aves; Galliformes; Phasianidae
Gene: GPR146
Product: G protein-coupled receptor 146
Exons: 5
Coding region: 5458-6459 (333 amino acids)
Biological process (GO): G protein-coupled receptor signaling pathway
Cellular component (GO): membrane
Molecular function (GO): G protein-coupled receptor activity
Source: RefSeq, a predicted model, not a curated record